AUGCCUGACUCCGAUGCAUAUUUGAGUUCUGACUCCAAUUCUGUCGAUUUGGAGUGGAAGCUGCAGCUAGCCAGAUCCGAGAACGCUCGGUUAAAAGCUGAACUAGGUUCCAAUGUCAAAAUCUAUCAGGAGCAUUUGGCUAGGGAGAAAAAGGAGACGGAGAUGGUUCAAGGCAAAUACGAGAGGCUCCUUGAAUCGCAUAAUCGAUUGUUGAAACUAAACUCCGAACUGGAGGAAAGAUUGCUGGUAGCGGUUGAGACCUUACAAAAAGAAAGGACGGAGUUAAACGACCAGCUUAGUGUUUUGGAAGAGAAACUUGCGGAAUCAAAAGAGACCAUAGAGCGCCUUACUACAGCCUGCGAUUCGUACAAAAAAGACUGCAAGGUCGCCGCAGAGCUUCUUCAUGCUGACCCCAGCCGGUUUCUUCCCAUCAACCUGGAUCAUCAGUAUUCUUCGCCCUCCAAACAUCGGGAAAGAUCGUCCACCCCUUCAGACGAACAUUUACUUACGGCUCCUACGCACUAUCUUCUUCCCACUACCUUUCCACCCAUCGCCCUUUACUCCACUGAGCAGCCAGCCCUCCCGCGGCAUCCUUCUGGAACUUUGUCGUCCCAGUCGAGUGGCUGUAAACCGGCACCUUCUGACGGUCUUAUUCUCGAGAUUUAA
This is a messenger RNA of Hydatigera taeniaeformis, 666 nucleotides long. Lineage: Eukaryota; Metazoa; Platyhelminthes; Cestoda; Cyclophyllidea; Taeniidae. The record is from the annotation of a GenBank genome assembly.